CAAAGGAUGAAUACUCUAUUGUUUAUUUGUUUAGCUGUUUAUUCAGCAACGGCUGUGUCGCUAAAACAUGUGGAUAACAAGUAUUCACGUUUUAUCAAAUAUUCAGACUAUGAUGGUGUUAUGCACACCGUGGAUUUGGAGGAGCAACUUGAUACUGAAUUAUUAGAUGAUUUCUUUAAAAAUCCUGACAAUAAUCGAUACCUGCUGUACACGAGAAAUAAUCCUGUGGUGUCUCAGACACUCCGACUUAAUAACACCAAUAGUAUAACUUUAUCGCAGUUCGACGCCAGGAAUCCAACUGUAGUCAUUGUUCACGGAUGGUUAAAUGACCAACACACUAAGUUAAAUAUAGUUCUCACUGAUGCAUUUCUUCGCAAAAGUAACGUGAAUGUUAUCGUUAUGGAAUGGAGAAGACUCGCUUUAUCCAAUUACGUAACUGCUACCGCUGGAGUGCCUGCGGUGGGUCGUAGACUCGGACAAUUCUUAGAAUUCCUUCAUAGUGUUACAGGAGCACCCUUCGAAACUAUGCAUAUUAUUGGCUUUAGUUUAGGCGCUCAUGUAGUUGGUAACGCUGGCAGAGAACUUGGCGGCAGAGUUGCACGCAUUACGGGUUUGGAUCCAGCAGGGCCCCUAUGGAAUCUCAAUUCCAAUCGUCUUAGAGCAUCCGAUGCUAUUUAUGUUGAAGCUAUGCAUACUGAUGGAGGAGUUCUUGGGCUAGGAAUUGGAUCAGCGGUGGCUGAUGCUGACUUCUUCCCUAAUGGUGGUACCUCUCAACCGGGUUGCUUAACAAGUCUAUGUCAUCACGAUCGUGCAUGGCAGUUAUUUGCUUCAAGCGUGACUUAUAAUCAUUUCUUAGGUAGAGAGUGCUCAAACAUGCUUCAAGUGUCCUUAAAUAAUUGUCGUGGUCAAAUUUUAAACAUGGGCAAUGAUGACUUAAGCAAGAAAGGCUCGGGGUUAUACAGACUAAAUACGCAAAGAAGUUAUCCUUACUAAGCUGUAAUAUUUCGAGAUUUUCCAUCUUUGUAAAUAACAAUAAAGUAU
Molecule: messenger RNA, 1041 nt
Organism: Vanessa atalanta (red admiral)
Lineage: Eukaryota; Metazoa; Arthropoda; Insecta; Lepidoptera; Nymphalidae
Product: pancreatic lipase-related protein 2-like
Exons: 6
Coding region: 7-993 (328 amino acids)
Biological process (GO): lipid metabolic process
Molecular function (GO): lipase activity
Source: RefSeq, a predicted model, not a curated record